AUGAUUAAAAUUAUUAUAGGUAUAAUAGGUUAUUAUAUUUUAUACAGCUCGUACCAUAUAUAUGAAAAUAUUAAGAGUCCAAUUUUUAAUCAUGGUAAUGUUAUAAAAAAUAAUGAAGUUGAUAAAAAGGAGCAAUUGGUUCUCCCUAAGGAGGGUAAAAAAAGGAAUAGUAUUAAUGAAGAAGAAGAGGAAUAUAUAAAUAAGCCUUUUAAGAAUGUAUUAAAAAAAGAUGAUAUAAUUGAUUAUCAUUUAUAUUUUUCUUGUGAAGAAGAUAUAGAUAUAAAUAAACAUAUGCAAGACAAAUAUUUAGAAAAGGAUGAAAGAUUUAUCAGUGUGUAUAAAAUAUUGAAUGGUAAAUAUAGCUGGAAUAAUAAUGUAGAUUUGUUAGAUGAAAAACGGAAGAAGAAUUUUUUUUUUUUUUUGUUUGAAAAAGUACAUCCAUCAUUUGAUAUUAGUAUACCCAAAGAAUUAAUUGAUCAAAGGAAGGAUAUUUAUUUGCAUAUCUUGACUUAUGUUAAUAAGGAAUUGUAUAGGUAUGGUUCAAGAACGGUUGUGAUAACAAAGAUGAAGGAAAAGACAACAACACGAGGUAAGAAAAAGUUUUUGUGGAAAAGUCUUAUUGAUGAGGAGGAAGAGGAAGAAGAAGAAGAAGAACAAGAACAAAUGGGAAGUUAUCAUGAGAAGGAAGAUAUAGAAGGUGAGGAAGAAAUCGAAGAUGAGGAAGAAGAAGAUGAGGAGGAGGAAGAAGAUGAGGAGGAGGAAGAUGAGGAAGAAAAAAAAUACCAACAUGGAAAUUAUGAAAAAGGAGGAUCCUAUAAGGUUCAUAAAAAUAUAUCAAGCAAUAAACCAAAUAAUAAAAAUCCAAAUGACAAAAGGGAUAUAAAACAUAAUAAUAAUAAUAAUAAUAAUAAUAAAAUGAAGAAGAAUAAUUUUAUUAAAAGUAAUCAAAAAAAUUUGAAUAUUCAUAAAAAAAAAAGGAAAAGAAAACAUAAAGAUUUUUUAUUUUAUAUUCCCAAAAAAAUAAGAUUUGGUCCAGUUAUAGAAUAUAAUGAUUUCCAUAUUAGUAAGUUAGGAUUUUUUUCGAACAUGCAUGUAGAUAAAGAUACGAAUACAUAUUUGUUACCUAUAUAUGUUAAUAAUGAUUUAACACCUGAUGAUGAGUAUCGAAUGAUUAAGAUGAAAAAUUCUGAUGAUAUGAUGAAAAAGAAACUAAAAAAGAAACGGUCAUCAGAAAAGCAUGAUAUAUAUUAUAAAGAGAACGUAAGAAAUGAUAAUAAUAAUGAUAAUAAUAAUGAUAAUAAUAAUAAUAAUGAUAAUAAUAAUGAUAAUAAUAAUAAUAAUAAUAAUAAUAAUAAUGAUAAUGAUAAUAUAAAUAAUAAUAAUUAUUUAGAAAUUUACGACUUGUCAAAUAGAACAUAUGAAAUUCGAAAUGAGAGGAAUAAGAAGACUUACGAGAAAAAUAGUAGCAUAAAUAAUAAUUUUCAUAAAUUAGAACAUGAAGUAAUGGAUUAUAUAAUAAAUAUAGAGUAUGUGCCUAUAAAUUAUAAUUAUUAUAAUUUGUUGAAUAUGUUAAAAUUUAAUGUAGCAUAUGUAAAAAAGAAAUAUAACUUUAUAUCUUUUGAUAUGGAUAGUAUAACUACAUUUUUAUGUUGUCAUAUAACAUGUAGCAUGAUAAUAUAUAUAUUAUGUAUUAUUUACAUUAUAAUGGAAAUUAUAUAUUUAUUAUUGGAUAUAAAAAUGUGGAGACGUUGGAAUAAUAUAUACACCUUUACAUAUAAUAAUGAUAUUGUUAUGAAUAUCACAUUACAUUUUUUUAUCUUAUUAUAUUUAAGGAAUAUUGAUUAUGGUAGAGUUAUUAUGAUAUAUUAUAUAAUGAAGAUGAUGGUACUAAUAUUUAAAAUAAUAUAUAAUUAUGAUAUAUGUAUAUUGAAUGAUUAUCCAUAUAUAUCUAUAAAUAAAAAGUCUAUAAAAGAAAUGAAUAAACAAAUUAUAAUGGAUGAAGAAUUUGAAAAAAAAAUAAAAAAAAAAGUAAAUAUAUUUAUGAUCUUUACUAUUAUCAUAAUAUUUAUAUAUAAUUAUUUUUAUACUAAAUAUGAUUCUUAUUAUUCAUAUGUAAUACAAACACUUGGUUUCUCAUCGUAUCUUUAUAAAUUUAUUUUAAUGUUACCUCAAAUUAUAACAAAUAUGUACACACGUGCCGUACAGAAAAUGUCAUUUCCAUUUUUUCUUUUCUUACUAGUCAAUGUAUUAAUUAAUGAUCUUUUUAUAAUUUUUUUAAGAAUGCCAAAGGUACAUAUAUAUUAUUUAUUUGCAGAUGAUUUCAUCCUUUUUUUAUUUAUAAUACAAUAUUGUAUUUAUAAAAAAGAAAAUAAAAUAGCUGUUUCUCGAGACAAGUUGUUACUUUUGAAGAAUGCAAAAAAAAAUAAAUAA
This is a messenger RNA of Plasmodium reichenowi, 2430 nucleotides long. Its product is annotated as serpentine receptor, putative. NCBI's taxonomy places the organism in Eukaryota, Apicomplexa, Aconoidasida, Haemosporida, Plasmodiidae. The transcript has a single exon. The record is from RefSeq and is a predicted model, not a curated record. Bases 1 to 2430 code for a protein of 809 amino acids. Gene Ontology annotation, cellular component: membrane; endomembrane system.